This is a messenger RNA of Aspergillus bombycis, 993 nucleotides long. RefSeq lists its product as uncharacterized. The record is from RefSeq and is a predicted model, not a curated record. The transcript has a single exon. NCBI's taxonomy places the organism in Eukaryota, Fungi, Ascomycota, Eurotiomycetes, Eurotiales, Aspergillaceae. The coding region runs from base 1 to 993 and encodes 330 amino acids.
AUGCCCCCCAACACCACCACCACCACCACCCCGCCCCAGAAAGUCUUCAUAACAGGUGCAACAGGCUACAUAGGCCGAGUAGUCACCGAAUUCGCCAUCGCAGCAGGGCACAGCGUGCGUGGUCUCUCCCGCAGCGAGGCAGGCGACGACCUCCUGCACAGACUGGGUGCAACCCCAGUAAGAGGCACGCUAAGCGACACCACGCUCCUCACUGAAGAAGCCAAACACGCAGACAUGGUCCUCCACCUUGCCUUCAGCCACGACUGGAGCAAGCCCUACGCAGACCUGCUAGCCCUGGACAUCACCGCCGUGGACGCGCUAGCCAGCGCCCUCCAAGACACGGACAAACCGCUAGUGACGACCGGCGGCACACUCUGCGUCCAACCCGAUCCCUCGGGCGGAGAAACCGACGAGACAGCCCCCUUACCACCCUACACGCCCCUACCCCGCCACCUAGCUGAGGAACGCGCCCUCGCGUGGGUGUCCAAGGGAGUCCGGAUAAGCGUACUCCGCCUCCCGCAGUACGUCUACGGCCGCGAAACAGACCACGGGUUCGCGGCGGAUCUGAUCCGUCUUGCCGUGCGGGAUGGGGAGGCUGCUAAGAUUGACGACGGGGAGUGGUGUUUCUCCUCCGUGCAUGUGGAGGACGCGGCGCGGCUGUAUUUUCUCGUUGCGCGGUUUGCGGGCCCUGGGGAGGUUUUUAAUGGGGUUUCCUGUAUGGAUGUGACGUAUUCGGCGCUGGCAGGGGCGAUUAGCAGGGUUGUGGGGGUUGAUGUUGUGUCGCGGACGAGGGAGGAGCUGGAGGCGAAGUGGGGGAGGUUCUUGGUGGAGUUUGUACUGGUCAGGAAUCGGGCGAGUGGGAGGAAGGCCAGCGAGAGGCUGGGGUGGUGUCCUGCUGGGCCGGGGAUCUUGGAGGAGGUGGAGUUUGGGAGCUAUGUGCCUGUUGUUGAGCGGUUUAGGAGGGGGAGGGAGAGUGUUGUGGGUAAUGAAUGA